This is a messenger RNA of Anolis carolinensis (green anole), 13587 nucleotides long. RefSeq names its product low density lipoprotein receptor class A domain containing 4 (gene ldlrad4). Gene Ontology annotation, biological process: negative regulation of transforming growth factor beta receptor signaling pathway. The record is from RefSeq and is a predicted model, not a curated record. Gene Ontology annotation, molecular function: R-SMAD binding. NCBI's taxonomy places the organism in Eukaryota, Metazoa, Chordata, Lepidosauria, Squamata, Anolidae. Bases 1635 to 2336 code for a protein of 233 amino acids. Gene Ontology annotation, cellular component: early endosome membrane; Golgi membrane. The transcript is spliced from 4 exons.
CUUCCUUCCUUCUCACCUUCCUUCCUUCUUUCUCUCCAUUCUCUCCCCCUUCUUUCCCUCUCCUUUCUUCCUUUCUUCUUUCCUCCUUCUUCCCUCCCUUCUCUUCUUUCCUUUCUCUUUCUCACCUUCCUUCUCUCUCCAUUCUCUUUCCCUCUUUCCUUUCUUCCCUGCUCUUCUUCCCUCCCUCCCUUCUCUCCCUCUCCUUCUUUCCUUCCCUCCCUUCUCUCUCUCCUUUCUCUUUCUCGCCUUCUCUUCCCUUCUUUCCUUUCUCUCUCAUCUUCCUUCCAUCUCUCUCCCCUUUCCCUCUCUUUCCUUUCUUCCCUCCUCCACCUUCCCAUCUUUAUCUUCUUCUUUUCUUCCCUUCCUUCUCUUUCACCUUUCUUCCUUCUCUCUCCCUCCUCGCUCCCCUUCUUUCCUUUCUCUCUCACCUUCCUUCUUCUCCAUUCUCUCUCUCCUUCCAUCCUUUCCUUCCUUCUCUCACUUCCUUCCUUUUAUUUCCCCUUUUCCUCUGUUUCCUUUCUUUCCCUUCCUUCUCUCUCACCUUCCUUCCUUCUCUCUCCAUUCUCUUUCCCCCUCUUUCCUUUCUUCCCUCCCUUCUCUCUCCUUCUUUCCUUUCUCUCUCUCCUUCCUUCCCCCUUUUCUCCCUCUUUUUCUCUUUCCUUUCUUCCCUCCUCCUUCUUCCCUCCCUCCCUCUUUCCUUUUCUUUCUCCUUCUUCAGUUCCCCAUUUCUUUUUCUCUCUUUCCUUCCAUCCCUUUCUUAAUUUUCUCCUUCCUUCUCUCUUUCUCCAUUAUUUCUUUAUUCUCUCUCUUAGGCCCCUUCCACACAGCUGUAUAAAAUCUACAUUGAACUGGAUUAUAUACCAGUGUGGACUCUUGAGGGAUAAUUGCAGUUCAAAGCAGAUAUUGAGGAUUAUCUGCCUUGAGAUUCAGGGUUAUGUGGCUGUGUGGAAGGGCCCCUAGUCCUCCCUUCUCCCCCCCCCCCUUUCCUUUCUCUUUACUUUCCCUUCUCUCAUAGCAUUCCUUCUCUUUUUCCUUCUCUCUCUCUCCUUUCCUUUUCUCUUUCCUUCCUCUUCUCUCUUAGUCCUUCCUUCUUACCUUCCUUCUCUCUUCUUUUCUUUUCUUCUUCUCACCUACCUUCUCUCUCUCCUUUCCUUUUCUCCUUCCUUCUCUUCUCUCGUAGUCCUUCCUUCUUACCUACCUUCUCUCCCCUUUCCUUUUCUUCUUCCUCUCUCUCUUCUCUCUUUCUCAGAGGUGCCAGAGAGUUGUCUAUGGGAGAUUCACUCUCCCAUUCCCUUUUCUUCUGCAUUUCAAUUUUUCAUCUUUCCUAUUUUUAGAUAUAUUUUGAAAACAUUGGCCACCUUAUCAAAUACAUCUUAACCAAAUGCACUGAACUCUCCAAAUUUUUGACGCUUCAGAGAUCCUUGUGCUGCUUUCUCAGAAGGAAGUCGCAUUCAGGGCAGACAGGAUUUUAACCUCAGUCACCAUGCUGUAACUUGCACUGAAGCUGGGUUUUCCUUCCUCUUUCUCUUCUGUGGCAGUUAAAGCUGUCUUCAGAACUAGGAGGUGAUACUUUCCAUGACUGAGCGGAACUAGAGUUUGUUCAGAUUAUCAUCAUAAUUGUGGUGAUAACUGUUAUGAUAGUAGUCAUCAUCUGUUUGCUGAACCAUUAUAAAGUGUCAACGCGAUCCUUCAUUAGUCGGCAGAGUCAAAGUAGAAGACAAGAGGAUUCCUUGCAGCCGGAGGGGUGUUUGUGGCCUUCUGACAGCUCGUCUUCACGCCAGGGAGCUUCAGAGAUUAUGUAUGCCCCACGGUCCAGAGACAGGUUUACAGCUCCAUCCUUUAUGCAGAGGGAACACUUCAGCCGCUUCCAGCCAACCUAUCCAUACAUACAGCAUGAGAUUGACCUUCCUCCUACUAUCUCUCUCUCUGAUGGAGAAGAGCCACCUCCAUACCAAGGGCCAUGCACACUGCAACUCCGGGACCCAGAGCAACAGAUGGAGCUUAACAGAGAAUCUGUUAGGGCACCUCCCAACAGGACUAUAUUUGACAGCGACUUGAUAGACAUUACAAUGUACAAUGGGGGCCCUUGCCCACCAAGCAGCAAUUCGGGCAUAAGUGCAACCAAUUAUAGCAGUAAUGGAAGGAUGGAAGGACCACCCCCAACUUACAGUGAGGUCAUGGGGCAUUACCCGGGUUCCUCUUUUUUCCAUCACCAGCAAAGCAACGCACCUCCUUCGUCACAGAGGGGGAGCAGACUACAGUUUCAGCAGAACAAUUCAGAGAGCACAAUAGUCCCUACUAAAGGCAAAGACAGGAAACCGGGAAACCUUGUCUAGGUUUCCCUGCCAUGUGCACUUGGAGAGAGACAGGAGAAUCAAACAGGAGCAUGAUGAAAGUUUCUAUGCCCCUGUGCACAAAAUUGUUAUAAAUUUCAUGUGAUGCAGUUUUAGUAAAACCAAACGUGCAAAGCUGUUCUUUGUUUCUGAUUCCUUUCAGGGGAAUUGCAUGAAAAGUGGUUUGAAAUAAUUACAACCUUCCAUUCAGUUUGGCCACGAGCAGUGUUUUUUUUGUGGUGGGGAUUAUAUCUUUUUUUUAAAUCUAUUUGAAUUAUUUAAUUUUAAGAGGUAACUUAGCACAGAAAUAUGUCUCGAUCAGCCUGGUUUAUAUUAAGAAAAUGAUGCAAAAAAAAAAAAAGUGGAUAAGAAAAAGAUAGUAGAUAAAAGGGGGCAAAAUUGGCCGGUUUGCUUUCCCUUCCCCUCCCAGAGUGCUGGAAUUGCAUUCUAAUUCAACAUUUCUGUUGUGUGCCAAGAUCUAAAGGUGUGUUGUUUUUUUUAUAUAAAAAAAAGAACACUAGAUGAAUACAAGGAGUUAAUUUGUGUUGUGAUACAAGUGUGUUGAAUUUGCACUAUCUUUAAAUGUUUUAAAUAUUAUAUAUGAGGGAACUGUUUUACAUGAAGUUCUUCUAUACGUUGUCUUUUCACCUGUGGAAUACUGAUUAUCCUAUAGGAACCCUCUUCAGGACUUUGCCCAGGCCUCUGUUGAUCACCAUCAAAUUGGGACUGUAGGAUUACAUGGAUCUCUUUACUAUUUUGCAUAAAUAAAAGUAACUGUCAGAAGACGUCAUAACAUGUUACCUUUUGCAAUAAUUUUGCAUUCAAAUAGGCCAGCAGCAAGUUGUCUUAGAAACCUAUGAGUGGAACAAAGCAAAUGUGAACAUUACAAAAGUUGCCUUCUUUAGGUGGAUUGAGCUAUAAGCCAUUUGUUUAACUACAGCAGAUGACAAUGCCAGAUACAUUUACUUUUUUGUAAUUAAUGAUAUCUUAACUGCUUGUUGCCCCCUUUUAAAAACAAUGCAGUGUUUAGCAGUACCUAAAGCUUUUGCAGAUUUUUAACUUCACUGUAGUCCAUAAUAUAUUCAGUCACUUAGCCUGACAUCAUACAAUAAAUGGUUUAAAAAUACAAAAUGUUUUUUUGCUGUUAAAUCACACUUUGUUGUGUAUUUCUAUUAUCUUUUGUGUCUUAGUUCUUCAGAGAUAAUUGGAUCUGUAUGAGACUUCUUCCCAAACUCUGCUAAGUUUUCAGUUAGUUUGACAGUGUUAUAAAGAAGUUCCUUGCAGAACCCUCACCACUAGAAUACUGCUGAGAAUUGUCUUGGAAUAUUAAUCAUUUUUUUCAGUUGGUUAAUUUCAUCUUUGUGCAUUGAUAUGAUUUUUAUAUGAGGUAUAAGCAACCAUGUAAACUUUUGUGGAUCAUGCUUGUUUAAUUAGAACUGGCUUAUCUUAUUGAGUGUCAUUUUAUGACUGCUUAGUUUUAAAACCACAGUUAUGCCAGUUAAUUUGAUUUGUAGUCGCCCAUUUGGGGAUCAUAAGCGGUUACUUCCUGUACUGGAUCACCUGCAUUGCAAGUAAAAUAGAUAUUUUGAAGAAAAAUAGUUGUCAAAUUAGAAGCACACACAAAGCACAGCAGGCACUUCAAAUGCAGUCAACAAACUGAUGUUAAAGAAAACAGGGAAUCUCUAGAAUCUUAAUUUUGAUAUUUCUGCAAGAAUGGAUGUUUUACUGCAGAAGUCUGUUUUUAUGCUCUUCUGAGUAUCAUUUUGCUAACUGGAAAAGCUAUCAGGUGUACCAGCUAUAUCGUAAUAAAUGUGCUAUCCAUAUGCCCUUGUUAUCUUGGCUAAAUUUUGGAUUUUUGUAAAACAGCCGCAGUCUGAAAGUUACUUAUGCACAUUGAAACCUGAUUGCUGAACUAGUCUCUGAACUAUGCAGAGUUCUAAUGCCAAAACAUAGGUGUUGUGUGUGUAAUUAACAGAUAUCUCUAUAAAGUUUCUCUGAAGUGGCUCAUGGCUUGCUUUCGAGCCAUUUUAGUUAAUAAUUAUACUCUAAGAGAAGCCUAUUUUUCCAAGUGUCAGAAACCACUCCUUUAUUUCCCUAACAUAGUCACAGUUUGAACUACUUUUCUUUGAUACUUUAGUUUUGCUCAGUUGCGAAUUUCAGAUUGCCAAACAGCAAGCGUAAAUAUUUUAACAUAAUUUAAUUUUGUGGAACAGCCAAGUCAGCUAUCUCAGAGUUCUCAAUGAAGAUAAGCUUAUUUUGUAUUAUCUUUUUAACAAUACACAAAGGACUUUGGUUCGGUGAAACCAAAUGAUCAUUUAUUCCCCAUUGCUUGCUUGUUGUGAUAAUAAAGUGAGAUGUCUCUGAAUUAAAUCCAGAAUUGUCAGAAAUGGGAUUUGCACUGCUUGGUUGUAUCAGAGUGUUACAAAGUCAAAACCUAUGUUUAAUUAACUGAUACGUACCUAAGGCCUUAAUUGAAACUGAGCUGUCAAACUAGGAACUAUUGGAUCAAUAGAGAAGCAAGUGACGGCAUCACAUCCUUUGGAUUCCAAAUUUGCCUUCUCAGAUUUAUAACAGGUAAUAUUAUCAGUUUUUAAUUUAGGCACUUUCUGUUUUUACUCUAAGAUUAACACUUGUACCCUUAAGAUGACCCAUCUUAAUGUACAUAAACGAUAACAUCAAGGCCCAAACCAGUUUCUUUCUGUUAUAAUUGCACCAUGUCUGUUUGAAUCUUCCUUGAAUAAUCCCAUUAUGUGAACUUUCUGGGACCAUUUUUGUUUAAGUUAAGGGGUGGUUGAGGGAGGUUUUAGCAGCACCUGAGUGUUCAAAUUGUUAUUUACUUUUGUUACUGUUCUCUCAUCUCCCAGAAAUAUCUCAGAAUCCAUAGGUGAAAAAGGUUUGCUCAGCAGUUUGAGUAUUACUGGUGAAUUUAUAAGCAAGUUAAUAGUAAGGUUCUGCCUUGAAGGUACUUCGUUAUUUCUUUCAUCAACACUAUUUCUCCUACCCGCAAUAAACCUGAAAUCCAGCUCCUUGCUUUGUAACUGAAAUAAAACGCCAUGGAAAUAUGAAUUCCACUGGCAUGGCCUGCCCAAAAUAGUUUGCUGAGACAGAAUGGCAAUGUGUCACUCCCAGUUAAGGGCCAAUAUUGGGGGUCAAAGUGAAGAAACUGUUGGGCUGCGGGUGCUGGCAUAGCUAUCAAUGAGGAAUUCUAUCAGUUCAACAGCAUGUGGAAGUUUGUAUUUUUUCCACGCCAGACCAUCAUCCAGUUACUCCAAGUAAAACAUCGCUUAAAUCAGUGAAACUUACAUCAGUGUUGACUUGCCAAUUUCCCAAAUCUACUGCAGUUGGGACUAACAGGUAGAUUUAAGCCGUGGUGCAUAAUAAAGAAGACUAGUGAAGUUAUUUUUUUCCACCUAAAAUAGUCUGUCAAAUGUAUACUUCUUUAUCUAUACUACACUAUGUCCUUUCAUGACGCCAAAGAUAGACAUUCCACUUUGCCUAAUAGUAGAGCUGGUCCUUUCCAAUGGAAAGCAAUACUGAACAAGAAAAAAUGCAUUUAGAUAAUGAAAUGAAUGUGAUUAAAUAGCAGCUUCACUUCAUAGAGACAGAUUCAUUGUUUAUUGCUAUCUGAGAGAAAGUGGUAUGGACAGGUUUUUUUUGUACUUGUGUAAUUUGUGCUCCCAAAACAUCAGGUUGUAUACAUGAAAAAGUACACGUUGAGCAUUCCUUAUCUGAAAAGCUUGGGACCAGGAGUGUUUUGGAUUUUUUUGGAUUUUGGAAUAUCUAUAUUUGCAUGUACAUACACAAAGAGAUGAGUUAGAGAUACGGGGCUCAGAUCCAAACACAAAUUCAUCUAUGUUUUAUAUAUACCUAAUACACAUAACAUGUAAGUAAUUUUAUACACAGUAUUUUAGUAAUUUUGUUCAUAAAACAAAGUUUGUAUGCCUUGAACUAUAAAAAGUCACUAUUUCAGCCACCUAUGUCAACAAUUUUGGAAUAUUUUAGAUAAAGGAUGUAUUUUAUCUUCUGGAUCCUUUCAGUUAAGAGUUGAAGACGACACAAUUUGUGAACACUUAGUUCAAUUUUUUAAUCUCUAAUGUUUUUGUUUGAUUUAUGUCAUGAAUCAUUUGUAAUGCUGUCUUUCUCUUUUCAUUGUGGAGAGAGGGGGAAAAGCUCCAUUGUUGAUAUUCACAGAAUUAACUUUAAAAUGCUUCUAUAAAAAGGUAACAAUCUAAUCAGUUCUUUUUUCCCUUCAGAGAAUGCAUAGACAGUACCAGUUUGUCCAACAGUUUUCCCUGAGAAUGCAAGAAAAAGAAAACAUUUGACUAGUUUCAUGGUCAAUUGUUUUCUCCAGCACAUCUCCAGAAAAGUGUUUUUUUUCUGAGAUGGCAUAGAGUGGUAUCCAGGAUAGUUACUUCCUUUGAGAUCAAAUUGUUGUAAAGACCUGUGAUCAUAACAGGGAGUGUGGGUAGAAAUGGAAGGUAUAAAUCCCAGUAGUAAACUUCGGCAACCACAAAGGAUAAAACCACUCUUCCAAGGCAGUGACUUCUACAAGAUAACACAGAGUUGUAUCUAGCUUGAUGUUUGUUCUAAUAUCAACACAGUCUCAGGCAUUUAAGUGGCCUAAAUUUAACCAUGGGAUAUAUGCCUCAGGUCCCUGAUUUGUUUCUAUCAGUAUUGGCCAUUGAUUGGUAUGAGGGUAUGCAUGACAGGGUCUUGUACCCCCCCCCCCCCCAAAAAAAAAACCUUAUGAAAGUUUAGUUAACUGUAUGCCAGAAAAUCAUGAAUGUGACAGUUAUUAUCCACAAGUGUUAAGGAUGGUUUGGAAAAAUGUGUUAAAAUAUUUGGAGAUUAUUAUUAUUAUUAUUAUUAUUAUUAUUAUUGCGUGGCUCAUAGAUGCAGACAUUCUGUUCAAUGUUUAUGCUUUUUAAAUGUGCAAACAAGUUGUACAAGCUAUAAAUUUGUUAAAGGACAGGCAAGUUACAUUAUCAAGUAAUUCCAUUUUCAGUCAGUUUCCAAUAGGAUGGCUAAAGGUUUUUUGCAAAAUGUGUCAGUUAAAAUACUUCUUCUGCAACUAUUAAAAUUUCAGCUUUGAUUUUACUGGACUGUAAAAUGCUCCAGAUUUUAAAAGAUGUUUCCAUCUUGGGGUAACAUGAAAUAAUUUAUAUAAUAAAUCGUGUUUAAAAGGAAAACCGUUCCUUCAUUUUUUAUACUCUAGGUUCAUAACUAGAUAUGCCAAGGUACUAUUAAUUAUGAGUUGGUAACAGAUUAUCAAAAUGCAAAAAAUAUUUUGUAUAGUUAACAAAUAGAAUAUAAACACAUUUUCCAAAACCUAGACUUUAUCAUGAUUCUUUAAUAAUAAUAAUAAACCCCAGAAGACCUAUUUUCACUACCUCUCCCCUACUGGGAUUUGAAACCUAUGCACAGGAACAGUCAAAUAGUACCAUUAGCAUGAAGUGAAAAAUAUUUACAUUUGCAUAUAAGCUCCAUCAUUAAGUGUUCAAUUUUUAUUUUGCAUUGAAUUUAUUUCAGUUGAAUCAAAAGAAAGGAAGGUUUCUUUUUUAUGUUGUGAGCAAAUGUACAUUGGUAGAAGGAUGAACUCCAUGGAGCAUUAAGGAUGGCUUCGGAUGGGCCACUUUCUGCAUCUAGAGUAGGAGGGUCACACUCAUUUCCACUGAGGGCCAUAUUAGCCUUAUGGUUGCUUUUAAAGGUGAUCUAGAGAGUGAAAUAUUUGUUCCCGACAUCAUCCAUCGUGCAGGAAUUGUGCCAGCCUUCAGGUUGCAAUGAUAGGUGGGAUCAGUAUGGAAAGGAGCAGUAAGAGCCCAAGAGACAUUGGAGGGGGGGGGGGGGCAGAAAACCUGUAACAUUAGCCCAUUUUUUUUAUCUUUCAGUAAUCUCAUCACAGAUGCAUUCAAAUCAUGAAAGGAAAGAUUUCUAUUUUAGGUCUGAAACUCAUUUUCCUACAUUCCUACAUUAUAGCUCGCACUACGAUAUUUCUGUCAUGGGUCAGCCAUCCCUCAUAUUUUUUGCUAACACCAUAUGUAGCUAGUUUUCACUAUAUUUGUUAACAUUUAGUUUGAUCCUAUUGACAAUUCCUUUCUUUCCCUUCAAAUGGACUUCAAAUGGAAGUAUUCAGCUACAGCUUACUUACCUUGUAUAUAAAACUGGCCCUGUACCUGACUCUCUUUGGAAAGCAAGGGACAUCAUUUCCAUGAUGCAUCUGGUAGUUUUUUGUCAUCUUCUGUGAGCACAGUCUGUCUCUGUAACGCAAUAGCUGUUAUCUUUGUUUUUGCUCAUCUAUUUCCCACAGUGGUAAUGUUCCCUAAAACAGAUUGCAGAAAGACUGGUUUGUUAAUUGGGGGAGGGGGGUAGUGGAGUUUGAAAUUUGUUUAGUUCCUCCUGUUUUAACUUGCAUUAUGACAGCUAAAAAUAUAAAAAGUGAGUAUGUGAACUGGUCAAAUUCAUGGGCAUUUAUUUUCCCUAUAUUCAGCUUUGUAUGCAUUGAUUUUACUGAGAAGAUGCAUACUUCUACCUUUUCCUCUCCUAGGACCUUGUCACAUACACCGUUGGAAUAGCUGAGAAUUGCCGCAAAUUGUGGUGAUCUCGGUUGCGCCCACCCAGGAGACGUAGAGACUUGUUGCCCUGCACCCUGUAUCAUCGUGGCUUCGCUCCUACCUCGUCACACGGGGGGAAGCUUUUUGAGCUUGCAUAAUUUGGUCAUUUCUAUUGAAAAAUGGGAAGUCUCUUGUCGUCUGCUGCUGGCAAUUUUUCGGCAGUAACAGGUCCCCCCCCCCUCACUUUCGCCCCGGAGCCACCCCGGAAUUACUUUUACUGUAUGUGAUGGGAGCUGGCAGGCUCCAUGGCGAAAGUGGCAAAAAACCCCGUCAUCAUUACCUAAAAUAAGCCAGUGUGAAGAGGUCCCUAGUUGUAUACUGAUCUAAUCCAUCCUUUAAAAAUCAGGGUGUGGGAUGAUACCACAAGGUAAUGCGUUCCUACAGGUCUCAUUUUCAACGAAUGAACAGUAGGACUGUUGUGAGUUGAAGUUCAACAACAUCUGGAGGGACACACAAAUCCCACUCCAUCUUUUAAAAAAUGAUCUUGCCAGUUUCUCUCUUGAAUCAUGCAUUUUUGAGGUUUAGGAUUCAGAUAACUUGGUCUGUUUGUGGUUGUUGUAUCCCUGUUUUGGUAUAAAAUUGUCCUCUGCAUUAGAGAUUUAAUAUUUUAUUCAAGGCCUAUGAAGUAGUAGGUGCAUGUGUGAGAAGUAGGUGAGAAGACUGCCGGAUAGAAUGCAACCUUACAUUGGUUUGCUUUUAGUUGGUUUCAGUGAAACAGGAUUGCCUCCAUGGAAUUGCGCAUGGGACCAGGUCAUUUGUUGCCGUAUUACUGCUGCUAUAAAAUAGUUUCAGUAUGUGAGGUUGUUUAGAAGCAAUGUGGUUUGUGCUAGGCUUUUAUGAAUGUUCUUAUUCCUCUUUCCUCACCUCCCCUAUAAUCCCCGUUUUUUCCUUAAUUGGUGCUUUGUCACUUGUUAUGGAAUAUUAUGAUAUAGCUGUGAUAUCAGUUGGACAUGUUCAUAGUUUGUAAGCAACUGACGUGCCUAAUUGUUCAGGUCUUGAGAAAAGAAACAUUUUUACCCUUCUUGUCCUCUCUGGGCUUAACAGUUCAAAGUCUAUUGAAAUCAGGGGACUUGAACAAACUGUUGAUUCAGGCCUUAUGCUCCCACCUUUAUUGUGCCUCACGUAAAAUGGUGCUUUUUUUUGGUGGUCUGUUUGAAGGUGUUGAAUAUGACUUGAAUAUAUUAUGCACAUAUCUUACCCAAGAGGUAGAAGAAGAACAAAAUGAAACCCAUUAUUAAUAGUGUAAAUUAAUGUACAGAAAGGAACAAUUUUUCACACAAAAAAGGCAUAAAACUUGUGAAUGCCUAGGUCCAUGUUUUGUCCUCAUUUUAUAAGAGAAUUUGCAAAGGAAUGCAUACCAAUGGCAAAAGCGAUGUAUUUUUAAUUUUCCUAUAAAAUAUCAGACUACAAAGGAAAAAAGAAACUUGAAAGAAGCCACUUUUAACUAGCCUGUGGAUGGUGACUGACUUCUGCAUUUUUGUGGGUGUUUGUAUGUGCCACAUUAAAGACAAAAGUCAGUUUUAACUUUAUGGCAGCCUACUUGUUUUGUCUGCAGCUUUGUUAUGAAUAUAUUGCAAAAUCAACUUUUCAAAUGUACAAUUAACAAGAAAAUAUCUGUAUUUUGCAAUAUUGCUGUGAUUUUCUUUUAACCCUUUUUCAAAUUCAUGUCCAGAUGGUGAUUUUAGGGGGACAAACAUUUGCAUUCAGCACAUCUCCUUCUCCUGCACUCUUUUAAUGUUGGAUACUUUUGUCCCAAUCCAUUCACAAUCCAGGCAACGGUGCCUUGUGGCACAAGCUGAAAUUUUACUCAUAAUGUUCCCAAAGCUACAUAUGAUUACUGGCAAAUUACCCAUUUCACUAGCUUCAUGCACUUUUUGUUCAGGACACAAGCACUUCUAGCUGAAUGUGUCUUCCUAAUUUAUUUUAACUGUGUAUUAAAGAAUGUUCUGGUUGAUCGAUCUUGGGUAUGUCUGAAAUUAUUGUGAGUUCUUACAUAUAUAGGCUCCAGUUUUUCUAGUUGACCAUGAUUCUGAGCCAGUGACCUUAAGCAUUAUGAGCAUUUUUGUUUGCUUUUUCGUGAAAGAAUCAAUGUAAUGCUAUCCUCUUGGGCCUUUGUUUUUAAUUUAGAGACUGAGAUGGGACUUUGCUGAUGAGAACAAGGAAGAGAUCCUUCUGUAUAGCAGGUGCUGCACAGCAAGGUUACCUUGGCAGUACAAGUUUUCCAUCUGUCCACACUGUGUCCUGCUUCUUUUAGCCUAGGCUUGCUAGGAAAAGCAAAUACCUCAGAAAACUAAGGUUGUUUUUAGCACUGAAGGCAACACAAAAUACUGUAUAAUUUUUAAAAAGCAACCCUUUCCAAUAUUGGUUGAAAUUCAAAUUAAUCCUGUGACCAAGGAGUUUGAAAUGUGUUUCUUAUAUUUCCACAUUUAUCUGUCCUUGAGCAAGAAAAGGGUAAUGGGGGUGUCUUCAGAAUUGUGACAGUAGAUUUCUCCUAGCUAUCUCUGUUUCCCCAUUUGUUGAAUUCCUGGGCCACAAAUUGAUAGCUGACUGGUUCACCGCCCCUGGUUUGUCCAGUUAUAACAAAAUGGUUUCCACACAUCUAUUGGUAGCUUUGCUGACAUUUUAACUACGGACAUAAUGUGGUGAUUGAAAUUGUGUUCGUAAAAUCAUCAGUCCAAAAAAAGAUCUUCACAAUGAAUGGUCAUCAAGGCCAAAGAAGUUCAGAAAUGUGCCCUUUGCUCAGCUUUCCUUAGAUUACAGUAGAGUCUCAGGUAUCCAACAUAAACGGGCCGGCAGAAUGUUGGAUAAGCGAAUAUGUUGGAUAAUAAGGAGGCAUUAAACAUCAAAUUAGGUUAUGAUUUUACAAAUGAAGCACCAAAGCAUCAUGUUAGACAACAAGUUUGGCAGAAAAAGUAGUUCAAUACACAGUAAUGCUUUGUAGUAAUUACUGUAUUUAUGAAUUUAGCACCAAAAUAUCACGAUAUAUUGAAAACAUUGACUACAAAAAUGCGUUGGAUAAUCCAGAACGUUGGAUAAGUGAGACUCUACUGUAUCUUGAUUUCUGUGUUGAUGUCUAGAUUUGCCUGUUAACAUGCUUUCAAAGAAAUAGAUACUUACAUCCUGUACCAGAAACCUAAUUCCUGUUCAAAGUACCCAAUAAUUCAUUAUUGUUUUUAGAAUUUUCAUAUCCUUGGAGAUCUUCUUUUCUUUUUCCUUAUCCACACUCAUAUUAUGUGUCUUAUGAAAAUACAGAGUAUAUUUAGUUGAUUUGUUUGUUAAUUUUGUUGGGAUUUGAGUUGCAAAAAAUGGUGUACUUGGUUCUGCAGCAUUCCAGAAAAGACAAAAAUCUGUGAGUGAGCUAUAUAUCAAUUCAUACUUAAAAUGCAAAUUGCAAAUUGCAGUAACGGAUAUUGCACACCAAGUGGACCAAAUAAGAAAAUGAAUGUUGAAACAGCAUUGAGAAAAGGCGUGACAGAACCUAUGAAGUAAACAUGGAGGGUUCUGUGCAUGCUUUCUGACUUGGUAGAUGCCAUCUAUCAUUCUAGAGCAAAGCUCGAGGCACAUUUGUUAGCAAGACUUAAACAGAAACUUCAUUAUGUCAAAGCAGUCAUUUCUUUAUUUGUCUGGUAAUUUUUUUUUUUUGCAAAUUACCAGACAAUGUGACUUUGAAGUGGCCUGUCAUAUAACUUAAAUGCAGAGAAAGCUAGAAUGAUUUCUACAUAAGCCUCAUGUGUUGGGUCCACACUGCCCACCUCAUGAAUGAAAUGGUUUCUUUUAUUCAUGGAAGGCACUGGGAUUUAGUGGGAGAUGCCUACUGGAAGAAGCAGGGACCAGAAACUCAUGUUGGUACAGAAGAUCCUCCAACCCACUAGAAUAGCCUUUCAGUAGAUACUGAUGGGGUGUAAAGGGACGGAGGAAUUAUGACCAAUGCCUUCCUGCCCACUUCUUCCAGGGUGAGCAAAACUCUGCUAAAUGAUGUUCUAGAUCCAACCCAUUUGGUUUACCGGUGAAUCCGUGCCUGCCUUCAAUAUGCUGACCAUUUUAUUGUAUGUUAAAGUUAUGUUUUCAGUGUAUAAUGUGUAUUUCAUAAUAACAUGCAUAUAAUUUGUUGCUUUCCACACUGGGCCAUGCGUCGUUUUUUUAGCUAUCUAGUUUGCAUGUGUGUGCAUGAACAUACAUACAUGUACAUAUGCAUUAAUUUUGUUUCAAAUUAUUUUGAAAAAAACAAAAACUCAAUCCAUAUUAUGUAGUCUUUCACAUUUAAAUUAUUUUUUUGAAAGGAGAAAAAGAAAAAAAAAGUUGUCUCUUUUUUUUUUUUUUGGAACUUCUUAAUAGCAGUUAAUAUGGAGUUACAAGGACUCUUGUUUUUAUUAUCUUUCUGUUCCCUUUAACCCAAUCAGUUUCCUGACUGAUUUCUAAUGUAUAUGCAGAAAAAAGGUUUCAACAGUUGUGUAUCUUCUUCCUUUUAACUGAGCAAACGGUGAUGUUCUAGUUUUUAGGCCUAAGGUCAGUUAUUGCAAUACUUUGAAAGAAAAAUGUUGCUCUAAGUGCUGUUGUUAGUUAUAAAUAAAGAUUCUAUGCUUGUUCUUAAGAAGCUGUGGUCAAACCACAGAACAAAUGUAUUAAAAAAAUCAAGUCAGUAA